CGCCCUCUAUGCGGGACCUAAAGAAUCAAGUACACAGGGUUUUGGUUUGUAAGAAAAUGGCGGAAGGGGAACUCAAUGUUGACAGCCUCAUCUCAAGACUACUAGAAGUGCGGGGAUGCAGGCCAGGGAAGAUAGUCCAAAUGACGGAGGCGGAGGUACGUGGGCUGUGCAUCAAAUCUCGGGAGAUCUUCCUCAGUCAGCCUAUCCUCCUGGAGCUUGAGGCCCCUCUCAAGAUCUGCGGUGAUAUCCAUGGCCAGUACACGGACUUGUUGCGGCUCUUUGAGUAUGGAGGCUUCCCUCCUGAGGCCAACUACCUCUUCCUAGGGGACUAUGUGGACCGAGGGAAACAGUCUCUAGAAACCAUCUGCCUCCUGUUGGCCUACAAGAUCAAAUACCCAGAGAACUUUUUCCUCCUGCGUGGCAACCAUGAGUGUGCCUCCAUCAACCGCAUCUAUGGCUUCUAUGACGAGUGCAAACGUAGGUUUAACAUAAAGUUAUGGAAGACUUUCACUGACUGCUUCAACUGUCUGCCUAUUGCUGCGAUUAUUGAUGAAAAGAUUUUCUGCUGUCAUGGAGGUCUCUCUCCUGAUCUUCAGUCUAUGGAGCAAAUCCGCCGUAUCAUGCGACCUACUGAUGUCCCUGAUACAGGCCUGCUGUGUGACCUACUGUGGUCAGAUCCCGACAAAGAUGUGCAGGGCUGGGGUGAGAACGACAGAGGCGUGUCUUUCACUUUUGGGGCUGAUGUGGUCAGCAAGUUUCUCAACCGCCAUGACCUGGAUCUCAUCUGCAGGGCUCAUCAGGUGGUGGAAGAUGGGUAUGAGUUCUUCGCUAAACGUCAGCUGGUGACUCUGUUCUCUGCCCCUAACUACUGCGGGGAAUUUGACAACGCUGGUGGCAUGAUGAGUGUGGAUGAAUCUCUUAUGUGCUCCUUUCAGAUUUUGAAGCCGUCGGAGAAAAAGGCGAAGUAUCAGUAUGGCGGCGUGAACUCGGGGCGCCCCGUCACCCCACCUCGCAAUGCUCCGGCCCCUAAGAAGAGGUGAAAGGUUUUCCUUUCUCCUGUACAUCUUCAUUAAAGACAACUAGACCUUUCCCACGUCGCCUACAGCAAGCCCUUCAACCCCAAGCCACUACUUUACUUGUGUAUAUACUUUCUUUCUUUCUUUCUUUUUUGCUAUAUCUAAUGUUCUGUUCUUUGCUUGUUUGUUGGUGUUUCUAUUAAUUGAUAAAAAGGAAACAACUGUGGUUAUUCAAUACAGUGAGACACGUUGGUUAUCCCACGCUAUAUUACACGGUACUGCAAUGUCAGACAAAUAGUUAAAGUGUAUGUGUUUAAAUGUGAGCAAAAUAAGUGCACUGAUGGGCAUGUGUUUUGGACUUUUUGCACAUAAACCACAUCUUGCAAACUGUUACUGUGCCAGUACGCCACUCAAACUUUUGCUCAGAUGUCCUGCAUUUAUAACAGGACUGGAAAACUUAUGUUGGUUUAUUCUGCGAGACACAAGAAUGUAACUUUAUUGAGACCGCAAGAAAUUUAUCGAAUGUCUUCACAGGUGCAAACUUUGCAAAUACAAAUACAUGUUUUUAUCAAUAAACAAUCAAGAAGAAAAAAAUAAGAGGUAAAAAAAAAAAAAACAACCUAAAUAACUUUGAGGAUUCCUAAUAACUACACACUUGUAAUUUAUUACCAGUUGGUGAACCCAAGGUUUUUUUCAAUCAGUCAUUGAGAAAACACUUCCAUUUCCAAGUACUAAGUGUAAUAGGAUAAUGUUGUUUAACUGUGUACCAGUGUUUGAUAUAGACAGUGUUUUAAGAGGCAGAGGAAGAUGGAGAAGAAAUCAUCUUGCCCUGAUCUGUAGAUUUGGACCCACAUUUAACUAGUGUGAACAACUGUAGGUAAAAGCUCAUAUAGUGUAAAUAUUCACAGCAUCAUUAUUCUCAUUAUACACAAGCCAUACUGAAGACUUUCUGGAGCAGUAUUGGGUACCAUGCACAUUGCUGGAUUCAUAUUUAACCUGUUAAAAAAGUGCCAUAACUCUACUCACAUAUUACACUGGCUGCAGAUGCUUCGAAUAAUUCCUAAUCAGUCAUUUCUGGAAUAAUCAAGGUCACAGAGUGGGAUACAGUAAACAAUAGGGCCAUAAUGUAUGUCUUAUCUUAGUGUGUCUGGGAUUAAAUUUUACUUAAAAUGUAUAAAUACAGUAUGUGUAUCUCAGAGGUCAGCUUUGGGUGUACUCAUAUUUGAAUUAAAUUUGCACAUUUCCCAAAUGUAAAAGUGUACUGAACAGUUGUAAUGUGUGAGCUUUUCACCUUUGGCUAAUUUGUCUCCACUGGUCACUUUAUUAGCACAGAUGAAGGCAGCAAUAGAAGCCUUGUGUGCAACAGUAAUGCCUUACACUGCUACUCAGUUCUGCCACCAGUGUUCUCAAAUUAUUUUGCUUGUAUUUCAAUUAACAUGAAUAGAUUGAAUAGAUGUGCAAAUUAAUUUAUAUUCUGGCCUCUGAAUGAUGAACUCUGCAAAUAGUGUGCUGUUUUAAUGCUCUGGUAAGGGUGAAAUUUUUUCUUCAGGAUUUUUGAUGCUUAUUAGAACUUUCACUAAUUGGCUUUGCCUAGAUUUUGCAAGAUGAACUUUUUGACCUGCUACCAAAAGUCUGGAAAUAUUAGUGUUUUCAAAUCACUUUUAAGAUUUGUACCAGUUUGUUUCAGACUCCUUGAAUGAAAUAAACAGACUAGUGGAAAUAA
Messenger RNA from Electrophorus electricus (electric eel), 2739 nucleotides. RefSeq names its product phospholipase B1 (gene plb1). Gene Ontology annotation, molecular function: protein serine/threonine phosphatase activity; A2-type glycerophospholipase activity; retinyl-palmitate esterase activity. Gene Ontology annotation, cellular component: brush border membrane; nucleus; cytoplasm. The record is from RefSeq and is a predicted model, not a curated record. NCBI's taxonomy places the organism in Eukaryota, Metazoa, Chordata, Actinopteri, Gymnotiformes, Gymnotidae. Gene Ontology annotation, biological process: phospholipid metabolic process.